Molecule: messenger RNA, 2942 nt
Organism: Sphaeramia orbicularis (orbiculate cardinalfish)
Lineage: Eukaryota; Metazoa; Chordata; Actinopteri; Kurtiformes; Apogonidae
Exons: 9
Coding region: 69-2330 (753 amino acids)
Biological process (GO): immune response; T cell receptor signaling pathway; regulation of cytokine production
Cellular component (GO): external side of plasma membrane
Molecular function (GO): signaling receptor binding
Source: RefSeq, a predicted model, not a curated record
AGCUGAACGGAAGCAGUGCAGUGACACCUGUGUGCUUCUGAAGCCUGCUUCAGUUCAGUCAGAAGGACAUGAAAGUCCAACUGUGGACUUUGUGCAGGAAGAUGGAAGUGUUGGUGGUGGUCGUGAUCCUCAUCCUCGUUUCCCAGCAUGCAUUGGCUGUAGUGGUGCAGGCGUAUAAGGGGAUGGAGUCGGUCCUGCUGCCCUGCCAGUAUUCUGGCGGGUUACUGGAGCAUCCUUCAGUGGUUUGGAGACGCUCUGAUCUCAACCCAACAGUCAUCCACCUGCUUAAAUACGAAAGUGACGAUCUGAAAGAGGAAAACCGUUACAGUGAGCGCACGUCAAUGAAGACCAACGCCCUGGAAUCUGGAGACUUCAGCCUCACUCUGAAGAAACCACAACUGUCUGACAGCAGCAACUACACCUGCAGCCUCCAAUGGGAAACCGAGUGGAAGGAGACUGAAGAAUGGACAGUGACACAAGUACAGCUGCAGGUCAAAGAUGACGAGGAGGAGGUGGAGGUCCAGCAGGGGGCGGAGUCUAUCCAGCUGCCUUGUAAAGCCUCAGCCGAUCUGCCUGAAGACACCACAGUGGAGUGGACUCACUUUGAUCCACAACUGAUGGUGGUCCAUGUGUCCCGGAAUAAAGCUGAUGAUCUUCAAACACAGGACAGGUUUUACCGUGGCUGCACAGAGAUGAAUAAAGACAUGAGUCUGACUCUGAAAUACCCCAGACAAACAGACGGAGGUGUGUAUAUGUGCACCGUCUACAGGGAAGGAGACGUCCUGAGGUCUAAAGUCCUGCUCCAGGUGGUCCCAGGUGGUCUUCCAACCUGGGCCACAGCUCUCCUGGUUGCCUUUGCUGUUCUUACAAUCCUUCUAGGACUUUUACUGAUUUUAUUUAUUUUCCGAGGGUAUUUUCCAUCAGUUCCACAGGUGGAGGUGGAUUCAGGGGAGGAGUCUGUCCUGCUGCCAUGUAAAACUAUAGCUCACCUGACAAAGAACUUCAGACAUAUCAGCGUGAAGUGGAGGAACUUAAAGAACGAUAAGGUCGUUGUGCGUAAGUACGGCUCUGGCCAACCUGAUGAACAGGACCCAACUUACACAAACAGAACAGAGAUGAAGAAACACUGGCUGAGAACUGGAGACUUCAGUUUAACCCUGAAACACCCAAGGGCCGCGGACGCCACCGAUUACUUAUGCACCGUCUACAACAAAAACAAGGUCCUGAAGGAGAAACGAGUGAUGCUGAAGGUCAAAGUCCAACAGGUGGAGGUGGAUUCAGGGGAGGAGUCUGUCCUGCUGCCCUGGAAAACCACAUUUCAUAUAGAGGACGUCAGUCAGGUCACAGUGGAGUGGACAGACUAUUAUGACAGGAAGGUCCAUGUGUAUGAGGACGGCUCUGACAGAACUAAUGAACAGGACGAUGAAUACAGAAACAGAACAGAGAUGAAUGAAGACCCACUGAGAACUGGAGACCUCAGUCUGACCCUGAAACACCCCACAGACUGGGACAUCCACACCCACACCUGCACCGUCUACAACAGAGACAAGCAGAUCCUGAGGAGGAAACAAGUGGAUCUGAAGGUCAAAGUCCAACAGGUGGAGGUGGAUUCAGGGGAGGAGUCUGUCCUGCUGCCCUGGAAAACCACAUUUCAUAUAGAGGACGUCAGUCAGGUCACAGUGAAGUGGACGGACUUUUGGGACUUUUGGGACAGGACAGUCCAUGUGUAUGAGGACGGCUCUGACAGAACUAAUGAACAGGACGAUUUUUACAGAAACAGAACAGAGAUGAAAGAAGACCCACUGAGAACUGGAGACCUCAGUCUGACCCUGAAACACCCCAUGUACGAGGACACCCGCAUCUACACCUGCACCGUCUACAACAGAGACAAGCAGAUCCUGAGGAGGAAACAAGUGGAUCUGAAGGUCAUAGUCCAACAGGUGGAGGUGGAUUCAGGGGAGGAGUCUGUCCUGCUGCCCUGGAAAACCACAUUUCAUAUAGAGGACGUCAGUCAGCUCACAGUGGAGUGGACGAACUAUUGUCACAGGAAGGUCCACGUGUAUGAGGACGGCUCUGACAGAACUAAUGAACAGGACGAUUUUUACAGAAACAGAACAGAGAUGAAAGAAGACCCACUGAGAACUGGAGACCUCAGUCUGACCCUGAAACACCCCACAGACUGGGGCACUGACGUUUACACAUGCACCGUCUACAACAGAGACAAGGAGAUCCUGAAGAGGAAACGACUGGACGUGAAGGUCAAAGAUCAAGAGGUGGAGCAGGAGGAGAGGAGAAUGUGGGGCCUGCCGCACCAUCUGCACGACCCCUGACCUGCCGCAGGACGCCACAGUAGAGUGGGAACUGUUGCAUCAGCCAUUUGGUUCUGAAAAUAACCAGUGUGUGUUUAGUAAUGAUACUGAGACUUCUGAUCAUUUAUCUUUUUGCUGUAAAUUUUCUGAAACUGUGGUUUGAUCUACAUGGCUGGCUUCGUACAGAAAUUCACCUGGAACCCUUCUCUUGUGAAAACCUCAUAUUCGGACCGAUCCUGGACAAUUAGGAGAAGAACAUUCUGAUGAACAACAUUCUCAUUCUUGCUCAGUUCCAUGUACACAAAUGUAGGUAUUUAAAAACAAAACCCAGAUUUUCAUAUUGAGUUUCUUUAUUUCUUAAAAUCCCUGAAUCUCCUAAAAAAAGAAAAAUGGCUGCAACCUUUUUAACAUUAUUGAAAAAUAUGACUUAACAAAGACUUACCCUUUGUUUAACUUUAUUUCAGUUAUAUAAAGACAUUAAAUUUGGAAUUAUAAUGGAAAACCAAAAAGGAGAAAUUAUGUACAACACUUGAAUUAUUUUUGCUAAACAAUUUAUCCAUAGAUGUAGAUUUAUGAAGAGCCACCCACUGUCCUCAAGUUAUAUAAAUGAAAUAACAAACUUCAAAAAAACAA